Molecule: messenger RNA, 1320 nt
Organism: Liolophura sinensis
Lineage: Eukaryota; Metazoa; Mollusca; Polyplacophora; Chitonida; Chitonidae
Product: allatostatin-A receptor-like
Exons: 1
Coding region: 1-1320 (439 amino acids)
Biological process (GO): G protein-coupled receptor signaling pathway
Cellular component (GO): plasma membrane
Molecular function (GO): G protein-coupled receptor activity
Source: RefSeq, a predicted model, not a curated record
AUGGCAGAUGUUAGCACAACGCUGUUUUUUGAGAAACCGGAGAAUAUGACUAACGAACCUACAGAGACAGUUUCCACCAACGCUACAAGUCCUUUGAUUCCAUCCUACCUGGAAUUUUAUAACUGGAUAAAUGACGAAGCUGAAAAGCUACCUUAUUACAAAGCAGCUUUUGUGUUCAAGGUAGGCUAUUUUUAUGUAUUGCCUAUUGUAGCACUGGUGUGUAACUUUCUGACAGUGGGAACCAUGAUGCGCCUUAAACCCUUCACCAGCACUUCGCUGUACAUCUGCAGCCUUGCCAUCGCAGAUACCCUAGUUCUCUUUCUAAGGUCCUUGUCAGAGAUGGUGGAAGAUUUCGAUCUGCAGCUUGGGGAUUACGGUUGUGGAGUUCUGACUUUCGUCCUUAACCUCAUGGUUCAUGUUGCCGUGUGGACAAUCGUGGUCAUGACACUUGAGCGGUUUGUCGCCGUGGUCUACCCGCUUCACGUUACCGCCUUGUUUACAAUGAAGAAAACCAAGCUGUCAAUUGCCAUGCUAUACGUUGUCUUCUCUUUGAUCGACGCGCACUUCAUCUACACCUACAGCAUGGGUUAUACCGAUUCCAGACAUUCCGGCUAUUACUGCAGACAUAGGCCCGGCACAACCUUUUGGUCGUACAACAUUUGGUUCUGGUUAAACAGCGCUCUAUUUGCCAUCAUUCCCUGCUCAUCGCUAUUGAUUCUGAACAUCGUCAUCAUUGUCGGAAUGAGGUCAUCCUUGAAGAAGCAGAAGCGGAUGGUCCUAGAUGACAGCGGUAAAAAGGACGCGCAGCAGAGACAGGUGACUGUUAUGUUACUGUCAAUGUCCUUCGCUUACAUAGUCUUCUUUGUCCCCGUUUCCAUCUAUAUGGUGGCUUCGAUUGGAUUCAACGUCUACGAGAGUCCCGAGAUUCUAGCCUGGUUUAUGUUCGUAACUCGGGUCGUAUUCUUUUUCAGCAGUUUGAACCACGCUGUCAACUUCGUGUUCUAUUUCGCAAGCAACAGUAGAUUUCGCGUCGCACUCGUUCAGUUCUUGAAAUGCCAGAAAGUUUCCGCGAAGAAAGUGGUCAAGGUGAAAACGGGCGAUUCCACUGUCAACACGGUGAGUUCAGGCGUGUCGUCCACGGGAAAUCAAGCAAAUGGGACACACAGUGCUGACAACGGCGAGGCUUCACAGUCGUGUACGAACCCUAACCAUACAUUGCCCAAUUCCAAUGGCCUAAACCAUUCGCUAAACCGCGCCGGUGAAACAAGCCACAGCACCUCUCAAUCACAGCCAUCGGCUCUGGAGUCAUCGCGCCUCUAG